AUGUCUGAACUUAAAUCAGUAAAGGAUAAAGUGAUUAAUACUUUCACAAUAAAAAGCGGCUUUUUACCUGACAAAUUCAAAAAUCCUGCUCCAAAGCGAUUUUACGACAUGUUGCAAUAUAUCGCGCUUGAUAAAGAACUGCUGGAAACCUAUACUGAUACUACAGUCCUAAAAGUCAAUGCAAUUCGAAAGAUUAAAGAUCUUGUCUACGAAGUAAAGCCAACAGGAACAUCAAGAAAAGCAACGACAGGCCCUGCAGCUAGGUCAAAAGCAAAACCUGUGUCUGAAGAUG
Molecule: messenger RNA, 292 nt
Organism: Ambispora gerdemannii
Lineage: Eukaryota; Fungi; Glomeromycota; Glomeromycetes; Archaeosporales; Ambisporaceae
Source: the annotation of a GenBank genome assembly